This is a messenger RNA of Eremomyces bilateralis CBS 781.70, 1553 nucleotides long. RefSeq lists its product as uncharacterized. The transcript is spliced from 5 exons. The record is from RefSeq and is a predicted model, not a curated record. The coding region runs from base 84 to 1433 and encodes 449 amino acids. Lineage: Eukaryota; Fungi; Ascomycota; Dothideomycetes; Eremomycetales; Eremomycetaceae.
GGGAGAGGAGGCAUGGAGCGGGGGGACCGAUUAAACGGUUGGUGGUGGCUUGUGAUGGAACAUGGCUUGACUCCGACAAUGGCAUGAUCAACGGCCAAAUCGCCGUCCCUAGCAACGUUACCCGCCUCUCCCGCGCCAUCAAAUCCGAAUCUUUCGACGGCAUUCAGCAAGUCGUCUACUACCACGCCGGGGUUGGCACCUCAGGUUCUAUCCUCAACCGCAUCGCCGUCGGCGCCACCGGCGAGGGUAUCGAGUCCGACGUCCGCGAAGGCUACUCGUUCAUCUGCAACAACUGGGCACCCGGCGACGAGAUCUUCCUAAUGGGUUUCUCCCGCGGCGCGUUCACCGCACGCAGCAUCGCCGGACUGGUCGGAGAGAUCGGUGUGCUGACGAAGAAAGGGCUGCAUGAGUUGGUCGAGAUCUAUCACGACGUCACGCAUCGGAGGGAUCGGAGAUAUCGGCCGAGGAAUCCGGAUCGGCCGUUUCCGAAUAAGCCAAGUGCGAGUGAUCCGAUGUAUCGGAUCGAGUUGGAGAGGCGCGGACUCACCACUUUAGAUGUCUCUGUCAAGGCGAUUGCUGUUUGGGAUACGGUCGGUUCACUCGGCGCUCCUCGCGUCCCCAUCCUAACGCGCUUGGGGAUUCAGACCGAGGAAUCCAAAGAUAUGCAAUUCCACGACACCAAGCUUUCUAUUGGCGUGGAAAAUGCCUUUCAAGCGCUUGCCCUGGAUGAGCGACGGGGCAUGUUUUCUCCCGCGGUGUGGGAAAAGCCUAGGGGAAACAACACCACGCUUCGCCAGGUCUGGUUUCCCGGCGUCCAUUCCAGCGUCGGCGGUGGGCAGGACGAUAUGAAUCUGUCGAAUAUAUCGCUGGCGUGGAUGAUGGCGCAAUUGGAGCCGUUUAUAGACAUGGAUACGGAUUACGUGCUUCGACAGGAAGAUAUGAAUAUCCGAUGGUAUAAAGAGGGGAGGAUGAGAGUGCGGCCGUGGUCGUUCGGUCAUUUCCCCGAAUCCAUGCGAGGUGUCUAUUCCAUAGCCGGUGGCACAACCCGUACGCCAGGCCGCUACUACGCCAUCGAUCCACCCACCGGGGAAGAAUCCGACCGCCCGCUCCGCGAUACCUGCGAGUACGUCCACCCAUCCGUCCGCACACGGAUCCGGCUCCGCGGCCCAGGAAGAGAUGACCGCGGACCGUACGAACCCGAGGCCUUGGACGACUGGAAACUCAUGAUCGAGUACCCGCCCGAGGAUCCCGAAGGAAGGCACUCGAAGCCCCGAGUCUUCUGGAGAGCCAGGUUUAGAGAGGAGGCGGUUAGCACAAGGGUGCUGCCGGAGGCGCCGCUUUGGGGUGUGGAGAAGCAGUUGUUAGCACUGGAUCCGGAGACGGAGGAAUAUGUGUAUCGACCACCACCAUCUAGAAGAAGGGAUAGGGGAUAAAGGGGUAAUAUGACUACGGCAUUGGUCAAAGUGGCCGCAGGAUAAAGGUGUUAUACCAAGUGCCAUACCAGACCUUUUAACAAUGAUACUAUAUUUCACUGAACACCACCUCAUUCCCCG